Molecule: messenger RNA, 930 nt
Organism: Penicilliopsis zonata CBS 506.65
Lineage: Eukaryota; Fungi; Ascomycota; Eurotiomycetes; Eurotiales; Aspergillaceae
Exons: 2
Coding region: 5-535 (176 amino acids)
Biological process (GO): superoxide metabolic process
Cellular component (GO): mitochondrion
Molecular function (GO): metal ion binding; superoxide dismutase activity
Source: RefSeq, a predicted model, not a curated record
AAUCAUGCACCUGCACCAUACGAAACACCACCAGGCGUACAUUGAUAACCUGAACGCGGCACUGUCGUUGCAAGAGAAGGCGCUGCGCAGCAACGACAUCGCCAGUCUGAUCUCGCUGCAGCAGCAGAUCAAAUUCCAUGGCGGCGGACACAUCAACCACUCGCUCUUCUGGAAGAAUCUGGCACCCGUCGACACGCCCGAGACGGAUCCCUCUUCUGCUGCGAAGAAUCUCUACACAGCCAUCCUCACGCACUGGGGCUCCUUCAAGUCCUUUGUGGCGGCGUUCUCGGCCACCUUGCUCUCCAUCCAGGGGAGUGGUUGGGGAUGGCUGGUGGUCAAGGAUGGAGGGUUAGGGAUCGUCACCACCCAGGAUCAGGAUGCUGUUCUCUCUGGAACUGCUUUGAUCGGGGUUGAUAUGUGGGAACAUGCGUAUUACCUGCAGUAUCAGAAUAAUAAACGGGGAUACGUGGAUGGUAUCUGGAGGGUGAUCAAUUGGAAGGUUGCAGAGGAGCGAUAUCUUUCUUCGAAGCUAUAGAUUAUAUAUUCAUUUAUCAAGUACUUAUAUAUCAGUCAUCCAAUCAUCGUAUCAGUUAUAUCCAAUUAUCCCCCUGCCAACCUCCUUUUCGUCCAUGAAUAGAGUGAUCUGGCGGCCGACGAUGCCUCGCUCCGACACACCCAGCUCUAGUUCAGGCAGAUCAAACUGUCUCUUGCGUGGAUCAAGAGUGAAGCAAUAUAAUGGGCUUCCUUCUGCUGUCUGGGAAAUAUCUCCGUGUGUUUCUAUCCGCAUAUGAAGUGCUGUGCAACUUGCUAGAGACGCCUCCUCGCCCAACCUCAUGAUUGUCGUCUUUUCAUCUCGGUUGAAGAAUAGAGGAUACGGACUCGUCUCUGCCAGGGGGAAGAUGACGGCGAUACAGCCACCGUGACUUGGUC